AUGCCUGCGUUGGUCCAGGACGUCAAACCUCGGGGCCGGCUGCUCCUCAUCUCCAACCGCCUUCCCAUAACCAUAAAGCGCUCCGACGAUGGCACUUAUGAAUUCUCCAUGUCUUCAGGUGGGCUAGUGACGGGCCUCAGUGGCUUGUCCAAGACCACCACCUUCCAAUGGUACGGCUGGCCCGGAUUGGAGGUGCCCGAACCCGAAAUCCCUCAGAUGGUGAAGCGCUUGGAGGAGGAACACUCAGCUCAUCCGGUAUUCAUUGGAGAUGAAUUGGCGGAUCGACAUUACAAUGGUUUCUCAAAUUCUAUCCUUUGGCCGCUCUUCCAUUACCAUCCCGGAGAAAUCACAUUCGACGAGUCGGCCUGGGCUGCAUACACAGAGGUGAAUCGCCUAUUUGCAAAGACAGUGGCGAAGGAUGUGAAGGAUGGCGAUCUGAUCUGGGUGCAUGAUUAUCACUUGAUGCUGCUUCCCCAGAUGUUACGGGAAGAAAUUGGUACUAGCAAGAAGAAUGUCAAGAUUGGCUUCUUCCUACAUACGCCAUUCCCGAGCAGCGAGAUUUACAGAAUCUUGCCCGUUCGAGAAGCCUUGCUUAUUGGUGUCCUGCACUGCGAUGUCAUUGGAUUCCAUACGUACGACUAUGCGAGACAUUUCCUCAGCAGCUGCUCCAGAAUAUUAGGGACAUCAACAAAUCCUAAUGGCGUCGAGUUCAAUAAGAGAUAUGUCACGGUGGCCGCUUUCCCAAUUGGCAUCGAUCCGGAUAAGUUCGUCGAAGAGCUGAAGAAACAAUCGGUCCAAGACCGAAUCGCAGUUUUAGAACGGAAAUUCAAGGGCGUCAAACUCAUUGUGGGUGUCGAUCGACUUGAUUACAUCAAAGGUGUCCCACAAAAGCUCCACGCUCUCGAGGUCUUCCUGACAGAGCACCCGGAAUGGGUUGGGAAAAUCGUUCUCGUCCAAGUAGCGGUACCUAGUCGACAAGACGUCGAAGAAUAUCAAAAUCUCCGCGCAGUCGUCAACGAAUUGGUUGGUAGAAUCAAUGGUAAAUUCGGCACCGUGGAAUUCAUGCCCAUCCAUUUCCUUCACCAAUCCGUUCCCUUCGACGAGCUCACUGCCUUAUACGCCGUAUCCGACGCCUGCAUGGUAUCUUCCACCCGCGACGGCAUGAAUCUGGUCUCAUACGAAUACAUCGCCAGCCAACGUGCCCGCCACGGCGUCAUGAUCCUUUCCGAGUUCACCGGAGCCGCCCAAUCGCUCAACGGUGCUCUGAUCGUUAAUCCUUGGAACACCGAAGAACUCGCGGGCGCUAUCCACGAAGCGGUCACCAUGGAACCCGAGCGGCGUGAAGCCAACUACAAAAAGUUGGAGAAAUACGUUUUCAAGUUCACGAGUGCAUGGUGGGGCGAGUCGUUUGUAAGUGAAUUGGUGAGGAUUAGCGAGCACGCGCAGAAGAAGCGGAAGAAGUCGCUGCCGGAGAGCGUGGGUGGAGUUGUUAAAGGGGUUAAUGACCUUGUGGAGGGCGUUAAGGGGAUGGUUGUUGAGGGCGGAAAAGCUGAGGGGAAUAUCAACGCGUGA
This is a messenger RNA of Venustampulla echinocandica, 1572 nucleotides long. Its product is annotated as Trehalose-6-phosphate synthase. Gene Ontology annotation, cellular component: cytosol; alpha,alpha-trehalose-phosphate synthase complex (UDP-forming). Gene Ontology annotation, molecular function: alpha,alpha-trehalose-phosphate synthase (UDP-forming) activity. The record is from RefSeq and is a predicted model, not a curated record. Gene Ontology annotation, biological process: cellular response to heat; trehalose biosynthetic process. Bases 1 to 1572 code for a protein of 523 amino acids. The transcript is spliced from 3 exons. NCBI's taxonomy places the organism in Eukaryota, Fungi, Ascomycota, Leotiomycetes, Helotiales, Pleuroascaceae.